Messenger RNA from Zymoseptoria tritici IPO323, 1716 nucleotides. RefSeq lists its product as uncharacterized. The record is from RefSeq and is a predicted model, not a curated record. NCBI's taxonomy places the organism in Eukaryota, Fungi, Ascomycota, Dothideomycetes, Mycosphaerellales, Mycosphaerellaceae. The coding region runs from base 1 to 1716 and encodes 571 amino acids. Gene Ontology annotation, molecular function: CoA-ligase activity. Gene Ontology annotation, biological process: secondary metabolic process. The transcript has 4 exons.
AUGCCGUGGUUAAGCAAUUGGAAGUAUCCUCUACCAGAGGAGGACCUUAUAUCGUGGACGUUCGACCAUUGCGACUAUGAUCGCGACAAGCCUGUGAGAAAUUCAAGCCUUCGAAAUAUAGCAAAGAUAUCUUUCAAUCACCUUCUAACAAGUUCGCAGAUAUACAUCGACCUCGACACUCCUACACGCACCCUUUCCUGGACGCAAUCCCGCCAACUUGUUCGCAAACUAUGCGCAGGCUUCCAUGCCGCCGGUCUCCGCCAGGGAGAUUGCGUGAGCAUCGCCUCCUUCAACGACAUCAUGUACUGCAUCGCCUUCCUCGGUAUCGUCGGCUCAGGAGGCGUCUUCUCAGGAAGUAACCCGGCGUACACUCCAUACGAGAUUGCUCAUCACGUCAAGACGGCCAAGGUCAAAUUCGUGCUCGUCGAACCCGAGCUCUUGGAGACCGUGCUAGAAGGCACCAAAGGCGUCGUGGACCGGAAGAAUAUCUUCAUCUUCAACGUCCGCGGCCAGCCUUGCCCGGAAGGUUUUAGGUCGUGGGAGUGGUUGCUGCAGCAAGGCGAGUCCGACUGGGUGCGCUUCACUGGCGAGGAGAAGUGUCGUAGCACAGCAGUCGCCAGGCUGACGACCAGCGGCACCACCGGUCCGCCGAAGAUGGCGGUGCAGAGCCACUACAACGCCACGAGUUGGUACACCAUGACUUCCGAAAUCAGCGUGCCAGAAUGGGAGAUUCGGAACCUAUUCCCGUUGCCACUCUUUCACGUCGCGACUGUGCCAGCGGUACACUGCGGUCCGCUGAGGAGAGGACAUGUAGCGUAUAUCAUGCGGAGAUUCGAACUGGAGCCGUUCCUGGCCGCGGCGGAAAAGUACCGUAUUACGGUGCUGGGUUUCGUGCCACCGCUGGUCAUCGCGAUCAUCAACUCGCCGCUGCGACAUAAGUACUCGCUCAAAUCGGUGCGACGAGCAGGAUGUGGUGCGGCGCCGUUGGAUCGGGAAUCCGGAGAGAGGUUGAAAGCGUUGUGUGCGGAUGACUGCACUUUUACGCAAGUGCUGGGGUCGACAGAGACGACGGGAGUGUUUACUUGCUUCUACUAUCCGGACGAGGACGACACCGGGAGCGUUGGUAAUACGAUCCUGCCGAAUUCGGAUGUCAAGUUGAUCGACGAUGACGGCAACGACAUCACCGAGUUCAACGUCGAAGGAGAGAUGUGUGUCCGCGGCCCUACGAUCGUACCAGAGUACUUCGAGAAUCCGAAAGCCAACGCCGAAUCCUGGGAUGCAGAGGGCUACUUCAAAACCGGCGAUGUCGUGUACUGCGAUCGGGAGACCAAAAAGUGGUACAUCACAGAUCGCAAAAAGGAACUCAUCAAAGUUCGCGGCUUCCAAGUAGCACCUCCUGAGCUCGAAGGCGUGCUACUCUAUCACCCCGACAUAGUCGACGUCGCAGUCAUCGGUCUUCCCGCGCCUCCCAACUCCGAUGCCGAGCGACCAAGAGCGUACGUCGUUCGGCGACCCGGGUCAAGCAUCUCAGAGGACCAAGUGAAAGCUCUCAUCACCGAUAAGCUUGCGUCGUACAAGAAAUUGACGGGAGGCGUGCUGUUCGUGGAUGAGAUCCCGAAGAGUGCGAGUGGGAAGAUUUUGAAGCGGGUCCUCAGGGAUGAGGCCGCGAAGGAGGCGGUUGCUGGGGUAGGCAUUAUGAGGGCUUCGAAGUUGUAG